Molecule: messenger RNA, 1951 nt
Organism: Wallemia mellicola CBS 633.66
Lineage: Eukaryota; Fungi; Basidiomycota; Wallemiomycetes; Wallemiales; Wallemiaceae
Product: MFS general substrate transporter
Exons: 2
Coding region: 582-1862 (426 amino acids)
Biological process (GO): pantothenate import across plasma membrane
Cellular component (GO): plasma membrane
Molecular function (GO): pantothenate transmembrane transporter activity
Source: RefSeq, a predicted model, not a curated record
UAACCUUGGGCCAUUUAUCUUCAGCGUUUCAUAUUGCAUUUUUAGUUGUUUAAUCUGGCGAUACAAAUAACUUCAGUAUAAAGAUUUUGAUUAAGAGCUUCUUUAUUUGAUUUUCCUGGAAGGUUAUAUACUUAAGCGAUGGAAAAGAUAGCUGUAAGUUCAUUGCGCUGAUGAUGUCAUCGAUAAGCCUAAGCCAAUGAAUAAUCUAUAAUUUGAAAUUUGUUACGAUAUUCAGUGGACUAGAAAAUUCAAUUUUCAUUAAAGUGAUACAAUAUUUGUCCUAAUUUUGCCGAACGGUUUAAGCUUGUACCGAAUAGUACCUGAACUCAUUGAUAAGCUUUAUCUAAAAUUUAGUAUAAAUCAAUGCGUUCUUAUAUCAAAUGCUUUAGCAACCUUAAUGGAUUUACUUAAGAAUAUGUCUCUAGAGCGCAGGCUUCUGUGUAAAGUCGGUGCAUGCUACGGUCAUCAUCAGAACUAACAAAAAGUCACAGAUAGAUUUCACAAUAUUGAGCUUCUUAUUCUGCUUUUACUAUGUUUCGUAUAUAGACAAGGCCAAUAUCUCAAAUGCUUUUAUAUCUGGCAUGAAAGAAGAUCUGGGUAUGGCUCAGGGAGACUUAUCUAAUAUAGUUAGCACUUACACAGCAGGUUACUGCCUUGCACAAAUUCCAAGUACCUUGAUGUUACUUGUAAUUAGGCCCUCGUACUGGUUUCCACUAAAUGGCGUAGGAUGGGCAAUAUUAACAUGUUGCUGCGCAGUAGCCAAAAAUAGUAAUACGAUAUAUGCUAUUAGAUUUCUUCAGGGCAUGUUUGAAAGUGUAGCAUUUUCUGGUGCAAUGUUUGUACUCGGUAGUUGGUAUAAGCCGGAAGAGCUCACAAAACGUACUGCUUUAUUCUGUAUAAGUGGUCAUUUAGGUAGUGUCUCAGCAAGUCUCAUCCAGUCAGCAAUACAUAGUAACUUGAAUGGAGUAACGAGUCUUGCAACGUGGCAGUUAAUGUUCGUUAUAGACGGCGUUAUUGUUUUCCCAGUGGUCGUAUAUGGUUUCCUUUGUUUCCCAGAUUUACCUAACUCAACAAAAGCAUGGUAUCUCACACAAGAAGAACGUGAAUUAGCUGUUAACAGACUUCCACCAUCAUUCGAUGUAAGCUUCACGCCUGAAGCUUCCAAAGAAACUUUCAAACGUACGGUUGGAAAUUGGCAUAUUUAUGUGCUUACAUUGCUAUUUGCUGUCGGUAAUUUACCUGAGGGAUAUGGCAUGAAUAAUGCGAUGUCAUUGUGGUUGAAAGGAUUGGAUUAUAGUGUAACUGAUGCCAACAACUAUGGUACAGGCGUUUAUGGCGUUGCUGCCUUCACAACGUUACUAGCCAGCUACAUCGCUGAUAAAUGGUCAUGUCACUGGGUUCUUGUUUGUUUCAUGGGUGUUUUAGAUCUGGUAACUUCUAUCAUUAUAGUCAUAUAUCCUCGCAAUAUGGGCGUACUUUACUUUGCAUUCUACUUGUCUGGUACAGCAUAUCUGGGUCAAUCAGUUAUAUUCAGCUGGGCUAAUAUAAUAUGUAAACGUGAUCCAGUCGAGCGGUUGAUAGUCCUAACCAGUAUGAAUUUGCUAUCAUUUAUAUUCAAUAUCUGGUGGAAUGUAACUGCAUUCUCCAGCCAAUACGCUAUAGAAGAAGAAUACACACCGUACAAUCCCGCUGCUAUUGGUUGUAUUGCAAGCGUUGGUAUUUACAUCCCAAUGACAUUCUUGACUUUGUAUUUACACCGUAAGCAAAACCGCACUGACGAAGUUGCUGAGAUUAUAGACAAAGUUAAGAGUGUUACUAGUUAUAGUAUUGAUAAAGACGACCUUGAGAAGAGUACAAUGUAGUUAUUCGUGUAUUUAUUUUUAUUUCAUAUGUUGGUUAAUUAUGACAUACUAGGUUUUUAAGAGAUUGUACGAGAAUUCAGGCAGGUAUG